AUGCGAGUCACGAGCGGCGUGGGCAAUGACGACUUGUUCAGCCAGUCAGGAGCGUGGACGGCAAUGCUAGAGGCUCGCUUCCCUGGUACGCAGACGGAACGCGCUGGCGCCAGCCGUACCUACAUGAAUGCCAGUACCUUCGCGUCCAUGUUGGCAGUUCCUCGAACAGCCAGUGCGACCACACGUCGUGGACGAGUGUCACCACCACACAAGUUGCCCCCCUAUCCCCUUGCUGUCGUCCCAGGCGGUGGUGAUUGGCCAGCAAGGCCCGUGAACGAUGAAUCUGCCACGUUGGCCACACCCCCUGAACAGGACCCAUGGCAGCAGGCUCAUGUGUCAGACAAUCCUGGUGGUUCUGGAUAUUGGCGGCGUCACCAAAGAUUGCGGUCGCUGCCCAUCAUUCCCUCGAACGGGGCGCCACCCUGGGCAUGGGCGGGCCUUGGACUUGUCUUGUUCGCCCCGUCCGGCCUGUGUGCCUCUGUCGACUGCCGCCGCGAGGACCGCCCCUGGGCCCGCCCAAUCUCCAGGCCUGCAGGCUGACGAGGGUGCCGGGCAGGGCCAGUCAACGGAGCCGGUGGUAAGAAUAGAGCGCUA
This is a messenger RNA of Microdochium trichocladiopsis, 594 nucleotides long. RefSeq lists its product as uncharacterized. The transcript has a single exon. Lineage: Eukaryota; Fungi; Ascomycota; Sordariomycetes; Xylariales; Microdochiaceae. The record is from RefSeq and is a predicted model, not a curated record. The coding region runs from base 1 to 540 and encodes 179 amino acids.